This is a messenger RNA of Cooperia oncophora, 588 nucleotides long. The record is from the annotation of a GenBank genome assembly. Lineage: Eukaryota; Metazoa; Nematoda; Chromadorea; Rhabditida; Trichostrongylidae.
AUGGACUGGGAGGAUAUGCGUGUGAUUGGAUUUCAGCACCAGCCCAAGGUUUAUGGGUUGCAUGCAUGUUAUGCGCUCUCGGAUCAUCAGCUAUCUAUCAUGCAUUCUUCAACACGGCUCGAUUUCUUCACGAGUACGCUGAAUCAACACGAGAAGCGUUCCUUCGGAAGAAGAUACGUCAUAAGAAGCUUGAUUAUGUGCAUCGAAAACUGGGCCAGCAUCGAGGAACCCCUAAAGACGACACGUAUGAAGAAAUGUCACAUUCACCACGAGGUUCAACAACGACCGCCGCCGCCACGACCACUCCUUCCAGUGGUGCUGUACCUGAGAAGAAAGACCCGUCAACACCCACCGCCAAUAAACCGACUGAUGGUAGCGAAGGUUCCGAAGAGGCCGCGAAGAGGUCUAGAUCUAAAGAAACCACUUCAAAUGUCUCAAAGGAAACGACUUCGAAUGCUUCGAAAGAAACGCUUUCGAAUACCUCAAAAGGAACGAUUUCGCAUGAGGAGAAGGCGCCAGAAUAAUCAGUUCCCACAGAAGAGUUAUUGCUUCCAAUCAUAUCUAUUCCCGAAGGAUAAUUCGAUAUAG